Messenger RNA from Echinostoma caproni, 1706 nucleotides. Lineage: Eukaryota; Metazoa; Platyhelminthes; Trematoda; Plagiorchiida; Echinostomatidae. The record is from the annotation of a GenBank genome assembly.
GUUCCUCAUUGGAUACGUCAGACAGGAUAUUUGCUCCUCGAUCGGGUUCACAGCGGCCAUUGCAUGUCGCGUUUGGUGGCCCGGGUGUACCAGCCUCCGGAUGGAAAUCAGAUACUGUCGGCUCCGGAUUGGUCUUGUUUUAUCCCAGACCGGCACCAAAAGAUCAGCAAGAUAUUCAACCGGUUUUGCGGUUAUCCGGGACACAAUUUGGCAGUCGUUUUGGUCAUUCCUUAAUUCUAAUCGAUAUCAACGGGGACGGAUGGGAUGAUCUGAUUGUUGGUGCCCCAUAUCACUAUCUGAAGGCGGAAGAAGGUCGUCAACCGAACUACGGAGCAGUGUUUGUAUUUCUUAAUCAACAGGCUCAUUUUUCACAACCGGUAGACGACCAAGCGUCUAGGAAACCGUUCUCUUACGAGCCAGAUAAUGCACAUCAAAUUUUGAUUCCAACAGAAGAUGAGCACCAGUGUAAAGUCUCUUCACUGUCCGGGUUUGGAGCCGCUUUAACCGCGUUGGGGGACAUCAAUCGCGAUGGAUAUGAAGACUUUGCGGUGGGCGCACCCUAUGGAGAGAAUGGUGGUGUGGUCUACAUCUAUCACGGUUCAAAAUCUGGUCGUAUUGAACACCCGACGCAGAUUAUUUGCCCGGAACUAAUUCAAACUACGCAAAAACUCGAGGGACUUGGAUUUGCUGUAGGCCUGAACGGCUUGGAUUUGGACGAGAACAGUUAUCCGGAUGUGGCUAUCGGUGCACCAAUGUCUGAUACGGUGAUAGUGUUGCGUGCUAGACCGAUUGUCAAAUUCCAAACACACAUCGUUCUCAUGGACGGUUCGACCGAACUACCCACCGAUAUGGAGCAGCUGCCCGAAUGCAAGCAAGAGAGUCAGAUGCUGCCGGGAUAUCAUGCGACCAAGGUGCGAUGCACGGACGCUCGAGUGUUUGUCACAUACACAAGUAUCGAUGGCCUAUCAUGCCAACCUGGCAAAGAGUACAAAGUUGAUCUCAUACUCAAAUCCGAGCCAGUGGAAGCAUGGCUCAAUGAAAAAUGGGGUGAUGAUCAAGAGAUCAUAGCCGAACGUAAAAAGCGUGACAUCAUCAUGUGUGGCGGUCGUCCAGUGUCCAAUUCGGGAGAAACGAAUGGCAAUGGAACUAAGCGUACCGUGUAUCAGAAAUACACCAUUCCACCGAUCACAUUUUCCGGCGAACGCCCUGUGACAGAAUUCGGAGCUGAAGCGGACAGAUUCUUUCGUACUAAUCGAUCGGUUUGGCAAUCCGGACUGGCUAGUCCAGGGGGAUAUCUACCAUUGACCUUGUCAGCCACGUGUCGUGAGCAAGCUGAUUCUCGAUCAAUGUCUCGCGCUGAAUUGGCCAAUGCAAAGCAGAUACGGCUUUUGUUCCGACUAACUUUUAAAAAUCCCUGCUUUGGUCGAACCUGUUGUCCGCGGAUCAAAGUUGAUUACGACAUUAAAGUCACGCGGGACAAAAAUGGCCCGGUCGUGCAUAUCGGUGAUGACAAAGCCCAAACAAUCGAGAUACAGGCAAUUGUGACCAACGUGGGUGAGGACCCGGCCUAUAUGGUCAACCUGAUCAGCAGUUUCCCGUCAACGCUAUUGGAGCUGGACGUGAGUCACGUGUGUGUGCCUGCGUGCGUGCUUUUCUGUGCACACACUUGUACGUGCGCAUGUGUGUGUGCGUGCGUGCGUGCGUAA